Brassica napus (rape) is the source of this 2179-nucleotide messenger RNA. RefSeq lists its product as uncharacterized. Bases 1110 to 2075 code for a protein of 321 amino acids. NCBI's taxonomy places the organism in Eukaryota, Viridiplantae, Streptophyta, Magnoliopsida, Brassicales, Brassicaceae. The record is from RefSeq and is a predicted model, not a curated record. The transcript is spliced from 3 exons.
UCACGUAACUCUCUCUUGCGGCCAAUCUUCUUCUCCUCCGACCUCUCUCCGGCGAACUCUCCGAUCUCCUCAUGGCGACCUCUCCGAUCUCUCUCUCCGGUGACCUCUCUCUCCGGUGAACUCUCUCUCAGACUAUCUCUCUCAGGCGCUCUUUCUCUUUCUCUCUCCUUCUCCGGCUCGCUCUUUCUCAGUCUCUCUCUCCGGCUCUCUCUCUCUCAGGGGCUCUCUCUCUCCGGUUCUCUCUCUCUCAGGCGCUCUCUCUCUCUCUCUAUCUCAGGUGCUCUUUCUCUCUCAGUCUCUCUCUCUCUCUCAGGCUCUCUCUCUCUCUCAGGCUCUCUCUCUCUCUCAAGCGCUUUCUCUCUCUCAGGCUCUCUCUCUCAAGCGCUUUCUCUCUCUCUCAGGCUCUCUCUCUCUCAGGCUCCGGCGACCUCUCUCUCUCAGCCUCUCUCUAUGACUCUCUCUCUCUCUCUCUCAGGCGCUCUCUCUCUCUCUCCGGCAACCUCUCUAUCAGGCUCUCUCUCUCUCUCAGGUAAGAGUUUCUAGGAUCUCUGUAAUCUAUAUCCUAUAAGUUAUGUUGUGGGUUUUGUUUGUCAUGUUGUUAGUUGUGUUCAUGUAAUACUUUUGCAAUGUGUAUGCUGAUAGCUGUGUUCAUGGGUUUAUGUUUACAGUCUGAGUAGUCUUUGGCCCUGGAACUGGAAAGAAAACAGAUGGUUAAUGGGUUCAUGGGUAUGCUGUUAGCUGUGUUCAUGGGUUUAUGUUUACAGUCUGAGUAGUCUUUGGCCCUGGAACUGGAAAGAAAACAGAUGGUUAAUGGGUUCAUAGGUAUGCUGUUAGCUGUGUUCAUGGGUUUAUGUUUACAGUCUGACUAGUCUUUGGUCCUGGAACUGGAAAGAAAACAGAUGGUUAAUGGGUUCAUGGGUAUGCUGUUAGCUGUGUUCAUGGGUUUAUGUUUACAGUCUGACUAGUCUUUGGUCCUGGAACUAGAAAGAAAACAGAUGGUUAAUGGUUCAUGGGUAUGCUGUUAGCUGUGUUCAUGGGUUCAUGGGUUUGCUUACUCUUAUGUUUAAAGUUUACUUUGAAGAUAGUUGCAGAACCUUUGAAGAGAAACAAUGACAUCCAUCCCUGGAACUGAUAAUCUUACAUGGAGUGACGAACAAACACGCUUCUUUCUUCAACUAAGACUUGAUGAUAAUCUGAAAGGAAACAUAAGAAAACAGAUGGUUAAUGAGGCUGGGAGACAGGCGAUAAUAGAUAAGUUCUAUGAGGCAUUUGGUGUAAAAAUUCCAUGGAGAAAAUUUGGGAUAAAGUACAAUACUUGCAAGAAGCAGUAUGAGUCUUUUAAGAAGUUGACUCGGAACAGAACGGGGCUUGGUUUUGAUUCAACCGGAUUCAUCAACAUGAGUGAGGACUGGUGGAAUGAGCGAUGCAAGGAGUGGCCAGGUGCUAGAAAAUUUAAAGACAAGCCGAUAGCAAAUAUGGAUUUGAUGGAGAAGGUAUUUGGGACAGUUUAUAUUAGUGGAGGUGAAGGUUGGUCUGCUCAGCAAGGUGAAGAUGUUUUAGACACAAAGCACUCAGAUCAUGAUGAUGAGAUUGAUGGUGAGGAUGAUGCUGAGUCAAGACGUGAUAUUCCUACUGAAGAAGCUGUUGGAGCUGAAUCAAGGCGUGGUGUCCCUACUCAAGAAACUGAUGUUGCAUCUGAAUCAAGAAAUUUUGGAUCAAAGAAUGUUGGCCCCUCUUCUUCUAGGUCAAAGGUUAAUAAGAAAAGAUCAAGGAUUGUAAAAGCAGGACAAGCUGUGGCUGAUGUGAUUAGGGAGAGUGUUGAGUCUAGAGACAAGAUUCUUUCCCACAAGAAUCAUCUAAUAGAGAAUCAUCCCGAGUUUAGUUGUAGUCAACUUCGAGCCAUGGAGGUUCUUCACUCCUUGUCUGCUGUAAGGAUGUGGUCUCCUCUCUACAAAGCUUCAAUUAACCACCUCAAAGAAGAUGCUGCGAAUCGUCAGACUUUCUUGUUUUAUGGAGAUGAUGAGAACAGGGUUCUUUAUUUGGAGUUUGCAACUGGUGAAAGCAGAGAUCAUUGAGGAGUUGUUUAUGUUUUAUGUCUAUGUCUUAGUUUAGUAUGAACUCUAGAAUGAAUCAUGUUUUAGUGACUGUUUAUGACAAUAUUUUUAUGAGUUUCACCCUA